GAUGGCAGAGUUCACAUUACAUAAAGAAAAUUACUAUAGAAAUAAAUUAGAAUACAAUGUUAUUACUGAAGAUGUAAUGCGUUCUCAAGCAGAAGGAUACAUUCGAGCAAUACAAUGGAAUUUAAACUAUUAUUAUAAUGGUUGUUGUUCUUGGUCUUGGUAUUAUCCUCAUCAUUAUGCACCAUAUAUUUCUGAUAUCAAGGACUUUGAAAAUAUCCAGCUUGAAUUUGAUUUAGGCCAACCAUUCUUACCUUUUCAGCAGUUGUUGGCAGUAUUACCAUCACUUAGUAAAGAGUUAUUACCAAAACCUUUUCAAGAUUUGAUGAUAGAAGAAGCUAGUCCAAUUAGAAUGUACUAUCCUGAACAAUUUGAAACUGAUCUCAAUGGAAAACAACACGAAUGGGAAGCUGUCGUAUUAGUUCCUUUUAUUGAUGAAGAAACUCUAUUAAAGUCUAUGAAAAUGGUCGAACACAAACUUUCAGAUGAUGAAAAAAAAAGAAAUUCACAUGGUCCUAUGUAUCUUUUUAAGUAUACCAAAGAAAAUAUGGGUAUAGUGUCAAACUCAAAGUAUUUUCCACCUAUUCAAGAAAGUCAUGCACAUAGAAUAUUGAUUAAUCGUGAAGAUAUUGCCGUUGAUCCUAAUGAUUUAGUUAAAGGUUUGUGUCCAAAUGUAAACUUGGAUGUUUAUCAUGUUGGGUUUCCUACUCUUCAUCUCAUACCAAUUACAGCUGAAUUACUCAAGAAAGGUGUAAAAGUUUUUCAAUCUUCAAGUUUGGGUGAAAACAUGAUAAUUAAAAUAAUUAAUCAAGAUGAAAAUAUUGAAGGCAAUAUACAAAGUAUUGCUAAAGAGUUACUUGGCAAAACUGUGUAUGCUAAUUGGCCUCAUCUUGAAGAAAUAAAAGUUACUGCUAUAUCUAGCAAAUCUUUACUUUUGUCUCUUGACGAUAAUGAGCAUGUCAUUGUUCGAGAUAUGGAUGAUUCAGCAGUACAGGAAUUCAAAUUACUUUCUCAAGGGUUUGCAAAAACCUAUAUGUCUACUCGUGGUAUUGAUAUUGGAAAAACUUCUAUACUGUUGCGAGGUCAAAAAUUAAAGGGAACUAAAUAUAUACCAAGACAAGAUGGCAGUGGUGUAGAUUUAGUGAAAGCUUGGUGUGAAAUUCCUUCAACUGUAGCAUUUCAAACAGCUGUCCUUGAUUUAGAAGUUAAUGACCCACAUAUUAAACAAAGUUAUUUUGCUCUUGAAGAGUACUUCCCUGUUGGAGGAAAUGUUUUUGUACUGGAUGCUCCAUUUUACGGUUGUCAAGCAGAAGUGAUUGGUGGUUAUAUAUCUUCUAGAAUUAAAAUUGAUAUAACACUCACACCUGAACCAUACUUCUAUGAUCUCCGUGAUACUCUAAAUUCUGUUUCUAUUGAAAUGUUUAAUGCAAAUGCUGCUGCAGCUCAACUUGCUUUAAGUCCGUAUUUACUAGCCAAACUCACUGGAACAAUUUUUUUAAUGGUUGAUAGUGAAGAAGAUAGACAUGAAAAAAAAAUAAACAUUGGAAUGAGUCUAAAAUUUAAUAAGCGAAAUGAAGAAGUUAUUGGGUACACAAAAAAAGUUGAAAAAUAUUGGCUGUAUUCUCAAAAAACUAUUGAUUUGUUACGUGAAUAUUUAGAACGUUUUCCAGAACUUCAAAAUUUAGUAAACACUGAGAGUACUAAUGACACAUUUAGAAUAGAGGAAAUGUUUCCAGAUAAACAAACAAGAAAAGAAAAAUUAGAAAAAUUGAAAUCAUGGAUUUCUGAAAUGCGUUCAUUGACUAAACAAAAACAAACAUUUGGUUCAAUGGAACCAUGCAAAGUUGCAGUUCUUGAAAAGUAUAUGGACGAUUUUAUUGAAAUAAACUCUAAGCACAAAAAAAUUAUCAGUCUUAAUGUAAAAUCACAAAAUCUUCUUAAACCAGUAACUAAAUUGGAUAAAUUAAAAGCUGAUGAAGAUGCUGAUACACGUGUGUUAGAUCGUGUAGUAUGUAUACGAUCAUCUUAUCAAGUCCCACUUGGUUAUAAAGGCACAGUUAUCAGUAUUAAUAAAUCAAACGUUGAUACUGAAACUGUUUACUGUGUAAUAUUUGAUAAAGAAUUUGCUAAUGGGGUUUCUUUAGGAGGUAGUCCUAAUAGAGGUUAUAAACUUUGUAGAAUGUCAUUUAUUAACUUAUCACAUGCUAUACGUAGUGGGCUUUAUAAACCAUUAGUUGUUAAAGUACCAAUUAGUCAAAGAUCAAAUACUGAAAAACAGAACACUCAAAUGAGCAUUUGGGAACAUUUACAGUCAAAUUCUAAGAACUUAGAUAAAAUAUCAAAGAAUACUGAAUCUAAAUUUACAUUAGCUUCAAAAGAAACUUGGCGACGACAACAAUUACAGAACGAGUCAAAUUCAGUAAUGAACAGUAAUAUUUCCCAAAAACAAGGACAACCUGUUGAAGAAUUAAAGAAAACCCAGAGCAGUCAAAAUUAUAACAAUAAUAAAUCUAAUAAUUCUUCUUUAUUGAAUGCUGAUGCAUGCGAGUUCACAACAUUGGCUCUUAAAAAAAUGUUAAAAAUUCAAUCGGAAGAUAACUCUAUUAUAAAAACCAAUUCAAAAUUGGAGUCAAUCAAGAGUUUCUCCAGUGCACCAAGUGGUUCAAGUUAUAAUAGUAAAGAGCAAAUGACUGAGAAUAAUUUUAGCAGGAAUAAUGAUAACAGUAUACCUUACUUCCCAGCAGAACCAUCAACAUCUAUGACUGCUGCUCUAGAGAGCUUUUAUAUUUCUAAAGGUUAUGGAACACCCAGGUAUAGUUUUACAAAUAAAGUAGAUAAGAAUAUGAAAUUGUAUAGUGCAUCUGUAUUAUUACCAAAUGGCAUAACUUUACCAGGAGAAGUAAAACCAACCCAUACAGAGGCCACUGAAGAUGUAGCUGCUCGUGCCUUGAUUAUUAUAAAAAAGAUUGAAUCUAACCAAAAUAAAGCUGAACAAGUGAUAUCUAAUAAUUUUUCUCAGAAAAUAAAUCCUAGACUGGUUACCCAACAAGAAAUAGCAAAACAAAUUCCACAACAGCAAGCACCAUCUAAUGCAUACAUGAACUGGAUAUCAUCAUAUCCACAUCAGUCUUACCAACAACCUAUUCCUCAACAAUCAGUUCAAUAUUUUAAGGGACCUCAAAUCGCAUAUCAACAAUUCCAGCCUCAACAGUUUUUAGCUCAAUAUGCACCAAAUUAUCAAGUACCAAGACAGUCAUAUCAUCUACCUUUUGUAUCACAACCUACUUUUACUCAACAAAAUGUAGUUAGUGGAUACUCGUUACCAUCACAACAGUAUUUUAACUAUCCUCAAGAAAUGCAGUACUCAAAACCUGUACCUACAGUGUUUCCUAAUAUUGUAAAUCCAGCUCAGUUGCCACAGCCUCCAAUUCACUGGCAAGCAACUCCUAGAAAUGUUCCAACAGCUAAUAAUGAAAUUCUCAUGAACCCUCUACAGCAAACUUAUCAAUCUCAUACAACUAUAAGUCAUCCAACUUAUACACGAUCAGUACCAAAAGAAAUG
Molecule: messenger RNA, 3559 nt
Organism: Daktulosphaira vitifoliae (grape phylloxera)
Lineage: Eukaryota; Metazoa; Arthropoda; Insecta; Hemiptera; Phylloxeridae
Product: 5'-3' exoribonuclease 1-like
Exons: 23
Biological process (GO): rRNA catabolic process; nuclear-transcribed mRNA catabolic process
Cellular component (GO): nucleus
Molecular function (GO): 5'-3' RNA exonuclease activity; RNA binding
Source: RefSeq, a predicted model, not a curated record